AUGAGCUACAACAAUCCGUACCAGCAAAGUAAUCCUUACGCGGAAACUUAUGACAUGCAAGAAAAUGUUAACGCUGGCCAACAUAAUGGAGGUGACUUUCUAACAUUCAUGAAUGGUAUCAACCAAAUUAACUUGGAACUGGACCAGUACUCUGAUCUAAUUGACCAAAUCGAUUCUAGUCAGAGAAGGCUGCUCACCGAGGUGAACGAGGACCAGGAACUGGCUGUAAGACAGCAUCUGGACGGCCUUGUUUCCAGAGCUUCCGAUUUGCAAUAUCAACUCAAGAACAAGAUAAAAUCGUCACAACAGCAAGGUCUAUCAGACUCUAGCAAACAAGCCCAGGCGGAAAACUCAAGACAACGAUUCUUGAAACUCAUCCAGGACUACCGCAUCAUUGAGGCCAAUUACAAGGAACAGAAUAAAGACCAGGCCAAAAGACAGUAUCAGAUCAUUCAGCCAGAGGCAACUGAGGACGAGGUCGAGGCUGCCAUCAGUGAUGUUGGUGGACAACAGAUUUUCUCUCAAGCGCUAUUGAACGCCAAUCGUCGCGGUGAGGCCAAAACUGCUUUGGCCGAGGUACAGGCUAGACAUCAAGAGUUAUUGAAACUUGAGAAGACUAUGGCCGAACUCACUCAAUUGUUCAACGACAUGGAGCAGUUGGUUAUAGAACAGCAGGAAAACAUUGAGGUCAUCGACAAGAACGUCGAGGACGCCCAACAAGACGUGGAACAGGGUGUUGGCCACACGAACAAGGCUGUUAAGAGCGCCAGAAGGGCUCGCAGAAACAAGAUCAGAUGCAUUUUGAUUUUGGUGGUGAUUUUGAUCAUUAUCAUUGUCGUUGCUGUGGCCGUCCCAUUGGCUACCAGACACUGA
Molecule: messenger RNA, 873 nt
Organism: Lachancea dasiensis
Lineage: Eukaryota; Fungi; Ascomycota; Saccharomycetes; Saccharomycetales; Saccharomycetaceae
Source: the annotation of a GenBank genome assembly